AUGUCUGAUGACGAGGACGAGGGACUAUUAAGAAUCGCCGAAAGCCCUUCAGAUGAUGGUUUGUCUUGAAAUUUCAGAUUUUCAGAUGAACACAAUCAUAAAAUUCAAUAUUUUCAGCUUCGUUUACUCCUCAAAAACCCCUACAAGAAUUGGGAUACGAUAAGAAUUCAGGUAUUAGAAUUUCCGGGGAAAUGUACUCUUCUUAAAAAUACAAAUUUUGUAGUUUUUCAUGGGCGGUUCGAGGGGGGAAAAGAUUUUUCAGAUAUUUAUUACGAUUUUUUAGGACAAAGAUUUUAAUUUAUUUUUUGUUUUGGGUGAGGUGGAAAUUUAAAUUAAAAAAAGCUCACGUGAGUUUUUUCUUCGAGAAUUUUAAUCAUUUCUAGAUCCUUUAAUUAGGAAAAAAGUAAAAAUGAAGGCAAUUAAGUGAGGAAAAAUUUAGAUUUAGAAAAUUUUUUGUCGACUAUAAAUACUGGCUCAAAUGUUUAAAUCCAACGCCAAAAUUUAGUAACUCGAAAAUUAAAAUUUUUUGAGUCACAUUUCAAGUUUUACUAGAAAUAAAUUUGACGCCAGAAUUUCAGCCAGCUAUUUAUUUCAACUAUACGAUUUCCCAAGGCAAUUUUGAAAAUUCAAAAAUAAUUUUUUUUUUGAAAAAAAAUUUGCGAAAUUCGAUUAUUUUCAUGAGAAAAAUGAUAGUAUUUUAAUCAAUCAAACUGAAUAGAUUUUUUCUUUUCUGCUAGACUUAGAGCAUGUUUUGAUUCAAAAAAGCAGCCCAAAUUUUCAGGAAAAAUUUUUUAAUUACAGCCGCGUUAUAAAAUAAUUUUUUUUUCAAAACCGGAAUGAAGUUUUAAUUAAAGUUAUGAGAUCUUUAAAUUGUUCUAAAAUCUUUCCCAAAUUUUUUUGGACUUCAUAAAUCCUUUUUUUCCUCAAAUUUGAGCCUUCUCCCCUAAAACCUCUAAUUUUCUUCUAUUUUUCCAGACAAUAUCAUAAUGCUUCCACUAGUUCCCAAAAAACCGGACGAAAAAGAAAAAGAAGAAGGCGAAAUCGAUGAUGACGAUGAAGUUUCGAGAAUCGACGAAGAAAUCGAGGAAAUCCCAGAAACCACAACAAAACAAUGUUUCGAUAUGCCAAUUAUCCAUGUUCCACCACUAAAAUUUCAGGAAAAAUCUGUAGUUGAGGUUGAAAAACAUCAUGAAAAUACCAAUGAACAACAAAACUCUCAUCAAAAUUCAACAACAACAAAUCUAGUUCAAAAUCGGAAGAGAAAUCAUCAUAGAGAUAGCUCAUCUUCAAGUUCAAACGAUGAAAAACGCGCCAAAAAUCAUCAGAGUCAGAUAACUGUAGCAAAUGAGACGCCAAGAUCAAAAAGAACAAGUCAUCAAGUGGCAUCGGCUGCAAUUACAGCAUGUUUUGAUGAAGAGGAUAUGGUAUUGCCACAAAAUAGUGGAUAUUUGGUGGAGAAAAAAGAGAUUGUGGCAGGAAAUAUGGGAGUAGGAAAUACGGGAAUGGGAAAUUCGAGCAAACGGCCAAAGGUUAGUGAGAAGUGGGGGAGAUUUUCGAGUGAAAUUCUGAAAAGCCAUGUGGAAUUUAGACGCCAAUCAUUGAAUUUUCAAUUUCAAAUCAACGCGUAGAUGCACAUUUUGCCACGUCAUCAAAUUAUUUUAAAUUUCAAAUUUUCACAUUGUCACUUAAAUUUUUAGAGCUGAUUUUUUAGACCAACCAGUUAAGAUUUUUCAGAAUUUUUGUUCAAAAAAUCAGUUUUCAAGUGUUCAAAACUACAAAAAAUAUUUUUUUAAUCGCCCAAAAAUGUGGCUCUAAUUACGAAAAAAUUAAGUUUUUUGUAGAGAAAAGUACAAUUUUUCUUAGUAAAUUUUGAAUUUUUGAUCGAAAAAAUUGGAAAAUUAUAGGGAUCCCCUUUAACCUCAAAAUCUGAAAAUCCCAAUUCAUUUUUUUGCAGAAAGACGCGUCAACAAAUUGUUGCGAAAAAAACGAGGAUACAUCGGAUAUCAACGAAAAAUUAUCGAUUUUUGACGCGCCGCCCGGAACAACGAUGGUUAUUGAAAUUACUGUUAUGUAUAGAUGUAGUCAGUUUUUUCAUCGAUUUUUUAUAGAAAUUUUGAGAGAACCACCUUAAUUUUUAAUCUGAAAAUUCAGAAAAAAAAAAUUUAAAAAUUAAAUUUUUAUGGGAAAGUGAAAAUUUUCAACUUUGGUGCUCUUUUUUUCGCGCCUAAUUUCCGAAUUUUGCAGACGAACACCUGGCAUUUCGAACAAAAGGCAAAGAAAAUGCGGAAAUCUACGGUAUUUUAAGUGAGGCCGGUUCAAGAAUGCAUAUGGGUCUCGCAGCGAAACGAAAACAAGCGGGUAAUUUGGAGAAUGGAAAUCAUUCAAAUCACAGUAAUUCGACUGAAAAUCAUCUGAAAGUGGAAAAAGAUAAAGUUCGAGGAAAUUCGCAAACUCGAGAACACAAAAAUGAGCAUAAAAGGAAUAAAGAUAAGAAGAAACAUGUGAGCCCGAAAGAUGAACAAUCAUCUGUUGGUUCUGCUGAAAAUGAGCAUUUUCCGACUGAUAAUUUGAAAUUAGUCGAAAUUGACACGGAAAAAAUGCACGAUUGUCAUUUUGAUGGAUGCUCCAAACGAUUCUUCUUGGCUAGUGAAUUGAAUUAUCAUGUGACAAAGUUUCAUAGAAGAAAAGUGGUGAGUUCUUUUUUAGUGGGGGAAUUUAUGCUAUGAAAUUUCGAGCAUUUUGACAUCGAAUAAGUUUAGGGUUAAAGAUUUAGGCUUAAAUGUAGGCUCAGCUUUGGGCUUAAAUUAAGGCCGAACAAUUUAGGAAUAAAAAUUUAAGUUUGAAUUUAGGCAUUAAAGUUUAGGCCUUAGCUUAAUGACCUUCAAAAAUUAGGAUUAAAACAUCAUAAAACACACUUCAAUUUCAGAAAAUUUUCUCCAUCAUUCUCUUUACCAAAGGGAGUUUCGGGGCCAAAAUGUUUUCAAAAAUCUCUUGAAUAUCUGAAUUAUGAAACCUAUUGUAAAUAAUGUUCACAAAUUCCCCUUGACUCCCCAUUUUUCCAGAUUAUGACAGACACAAUCGCAUGUCAAACUGCUGAAUCUUCGUUCGAUCUUCCUCCUCCUCCUCCACCAAUUCCUGCACCAAUUCCAAUUGCAGUUGCACCAAUAAUAUCAGUUCCAACUGCAGCCGCUCAAAUUCCAGUCUCAAUUCAAAAUAUCCCACCAUUAGCACCUCAAACAAUGGAACAAAUAACACCAAUGCCAGUCUUGAGAUCAGCAAAAUCUCCACAUUAUUCCGAUUUAUCAGAUGAUGAUGAUGAAAUUGUCAAAAAUGUGAUUGAGAAAAAUGCACAAGUCAAAAAACAGCAGCCUCUACAAGUACCAAUUCAACCAAUUCCACAAACUAGCCUACAAAGCCUAAAUCCGAGUCUAAGUCUAACACCAAAUCUCACGAACAAUCCGCCGACUGGAUUUCAAAAGAAUAAUAUUGUGACGCCGGCGGCGAUUCGAAGUAAUAGUGCAUUUGUUAUGGCCAGUGGAAAACAGCCAAGUAGACGUGAGUUUUUUGUGAAAUUCCCAUUUUUUUAAAAUUCAUUUGUAAUUUUUAGCAAAAUCAGCUGAAAAUCAAUGAAAAUUACAAAAAAGGCAAAUUUUUUAUCUGUACUUUUCAGCGAAAUUUUAAGAAAAAGUCAUUUUGCCAUAGAUUUGCUAGAAAGUCCUGUUUUCAAAUUUCCACUGCAAAAACCCGAAAUUCAGAAUUGUGAAAUCAUUUUUCAUGAUCUUCAGGUUUUCCUGAAGAUUUUCUAACCCAUUUCGACCUGAAAUUUGAAAUAUCACACUUUCCUCCUCUAAAAAUCUCUCCAUUUUCAGCUCAAUCCUCCCAAAUCCACCCAAUUCCUUCCUCAUCUUCCACUUCAUCUCUACCAACAUCUUCAAUGGUUCAACCAGUUCCCUUAGCCGCUCCCGUUCCUGGAAACAUCCCAUUCAUUCCCGGUUUUCAUCCGGCAAUGCUUCAUCCUGGAAUGAUGAGCCAAUUUCAACCGGGAACCAGUCAAAAACCAUCACAAGAUAAUCAUAAAAUACACGAGUUGGCUGGCGGAAAUUCGGCGGGUAAAGAACAACGAUUGACUGGAGGCGGGAGAAAUAGUUUGGGAGGUGCCAAGAUUUCUACAACACCUGCGACACCACAACAGCAGACGAAUCGAGGCAUCCCGCAACAACAAGCUCAGCAACAACAGUUUUUGACGCCGAGUGAGUUAAUUUUGGGGUAAAAUUUGAAAGUUCUUAUCAAUUUCAAGAAAAUAUCGAAAAUUCAGCUGAAAAUAUUGAAAAUUUUAUUUUUUUUAUCUCAAAAAUUAUUUUUUUGUCAUCUGAAUUUGAUUGAAAAUGGUCAACUUCGGGCUGAAAUUGAACGACUAUUUGUCAAACAUUGAUAUUUCAGACUAGAAUCACAUUAAACUCUGAAUUUUUAGAAAAAAUUAAACUUAAAAAUUUUUGAAACAGUGAAUAUUAUUCAUCAAUCAAUUAAUAAAAUAACAACAUUUACGAUAUCGAUUUGCCUCGAAAAAUUAAAAGCUUUGAGUUAUUUUUGAAACAGUAAAUUUUUACAUUUCAAAAAUCCAUGAAAAAUUGAUUUUUGUGCUCUAGAAAUUCAGAGUUUUAGGCCAAGCUGCUCAGCAACAACAACAAUAUAUGCAGAAUAUGCAAUUUCAACAACAAAUGAUGGCUGCGACAAGAGGAAUACAGGUAGAUUUUUUGGGGGUGGAAUUUUUUAUAGCAAAAUAUUGGUUGCCACGUGGAUUUUUUGAAUAUUCUUAGAACUUUUUGAACAAAAAAUAAUUUAUUUUUCAAAAAUUCUCUGUUUCAGAAAAGUUUUCCAAAUUUUUUAAAUUAUUCACAAAACCAUACACAUUUUGAAAAAUUCCCAGAUGUAUUCGUUUUGAAAAUUUUAAAAAUUCAAUUUGGCGACAAAAAUCCACGUCGCCAUUCAAAUUUCGAAAUUCUUAAGUUUUGGUGCUAAAAAUAGCAUUUCUUGCAGCUUCCCACUCAAAAUGACAUGCUAAUGUUCUCAAUGAUAAAUCCGAUGGCAUUUCAACAAUUAGCUUCUCAAACUCAAAAUCUACCACAACAACCACCAAAAUAG
This is a messenger RNA of Caenorhabditis angaria, 5142 nucleotides long. The record is from the annotation of a GenBank genome assembly. NCBI's taxonomy places the organism in Eukaryota, Metazoa, Nematoda, Chromadorea, Rhabditida, Rhabditidae.